AAACAACUACUUUAUGUGGUGGAGGUAGACAAGAUUUUUAUUGUAUCAUCGUUUCUGUAUCAGCAACGUCGGCGUUUUAACAUUUAUCGUAUACAUAUAUUAUUUAAUUUAUUAUUGUGAACAGUAAGGAUUCGAUGGAGAGAGUCAAAAUAAACGAGAACGACCUCAAAUACUGUGCAGACAGGCUGAACGAGAGUCCAGAAAAAUUGGAAUUGUACUUGGCACAGAUGAGGGAUUUUUUGAAAGGGAAAGAAGAACUUCGGGCAAAAACAGAUGAUUACAAUUUGAUACGGUUUUUAAGAGCUGCAAAAUACGACAUAGAAAAGGCAAAGAAAAAGAUUAGCUGUUAUUACAAGUUUCGAAAUGAAUGUGACGCUUGGUUUAAAGAUCGAAACCCAAAUCUAAACGAUAUAAGUGCUUUACUUGAAAUUGGACUAUUCCUGCCUGUAUUACAGAGAGACAGCAAAGGGAGAUGUAUAAUAAUUGUAAGAUCUGUCAAACACGAUCCAAAAGUUCACUCAAUUGAUAGUGUUUUUAAGGUUGGGUUUAUGGUUUUGGAUCUAUUAUUCGAUAAAUUUGAAGAUACGUCAGUUUAUGGCGUCAAAGUUAUUUUUGAUUUGGACGGAGUCUGUUUGGGCCAUGCUCAACAACUAUCCAUAUCUAUAAUAAAAAGAGCUGUUCAUUCAUGGCAGGAAUGCUAUCCAGUGAGAGUUAAAUCCCUAGAUUGGGUCAAUACUCCAACAUACAUUAAUGUUGUCUUGAACAUUUUUAGGAGUUUCAUGAAUCAAAAGUUAAAGAAAAGGGUUUAUGUUCAUGGAAAAGAUACAAGCAAGUUAUACGAACGUUUUGAAAGAGGUAUUCUUCCAGAGGAGUAUGGUGGAGAAGGUGGGAAGCUUGAUGCCUUGAUAGCCUUUUGGAGAGAUGCAGUCAUGAACAACAAAGAUUGGUACAGCACAUCAUAGUAAAGCUUUUCAGACUUGCUAUUUUCAGAUUAUUUAAACAAUGCAUUUAUACAGUAGUAUAUUUCAAUUAAACUUAUCAUUAAAGGAAAAUGUAC
Molecule: messenger RNA, 1057 nt
Organism: Cimex lectularius (bed bug)
Lineage: Eukaryota; Metazoa; Arthropoda; Insecta; Hemiptera; Cimicidae
Product: retinol-binding protein pinta-like
Exons: 7
Coding region: 135-962 (275 amino acids)
Cellular component (GO): membrane
Molecular function (GO): phosphatidylinositol bisphosphate binding
Source: RefSeq, a predicted model, not a curated record